This is a messenger RNA of Pungitius pungitius (ninespine stickleback), 2161 nucleotides long. RefSeq names its product dual specificity protein phosphatase 13A-like. Gene Ontology annotation, molecular function: protein tyrosine/serine/threonine phosphatase activity; MAP kinase phosphatase activity. Gene Ontology annotation, cellular component: cytoplasm. The coding region runs from base 105 to 662 and encodes 185 amino acids. The record is from RefSeq and is a predicted model, not a curated record. NCBI's taxonomy places the organism in Eukaryota, Metazoa, Chordata, Actinopteri, Perciformes, Gasterosteidae. Gene Ontology annotation, biological process: negative regulation of MAPK cascade; protein dephosphorylation. The transcript has 3 exons.
UAAACACCUGCUCGUACAGAUCACCCUCGGCCGAGUUGACGGCAACUGAGUUUCAUACAGCAAACAUUUGGGAUAGUCAUCGAUUCAAGACCCGUGGACCUAAAAUGACAGACUCGAAAGGCAAGAGAAAGGAAUAUCUAAGUGUGAAGGAUCUGCAGAAGCUUUUGGACUCGUGCAAACUACAUCUCAGACAAGUUGAUGAGGUCUGGCCAAACAUUUACAUAGGGAACGUGGCAGUAGCCCAAAACAAGACUACCUUGCUGAAAUUAGGUAUAACUCAUGUAUUAAACGCUGCUCACUCCAAGCGAGGCAGCAUAGGGAACCAAAGCUUUUAUGGCAACGGCUUUGUGUAUUGUGGCAUUCCAGCAGAUGACUCGACACACUUUGACCUGGAUGUUUACUUCCAGACUGCAGCUGAUUUCAUUCAUAAAGCUUUGAAGUCACCUGAUGGGAAAGUUCUGGUGCACUGCAUCAUGGGAAUGAGCCGGUCAUCGACCCUGGUGUUAGCCUACCUCAUGAUCCACCGCCAUCUCCCGCUCAAACUGGCUUUGCAGAAAUUGAUCCAGAAGAGAGCGAUCUACCCCAACAGGAAUUUCCUGGCUUUGCUGUUGGAUCUGGACCUGCAGCUGAAGAGAAAAAAGGAAACGUGUCAGAUCCUGUAAUCCGAAGGAAGUUUACACUUUUUCAGCCACCAAGAACGCGUGGUGUGUGAAGACGGUCCGUUGGUCCAACAGUCCAGACCGAAAAUACACCAAUGCACUGUCAUGACAUUUGGUUCAACUUAUGACUGAGUUUCGGGAACGGGAAAGCCGCACGCACGUUUUUUUAUAGUUAAUUGCUACGUUAGUGCAAAUUAAAGAAUUCAUAUUUCAGCACAUAUCGUCAAGAUAUUUGGAAUGUUACACAAACAUGUUAGCAUGCCAACAUACAAAACAUCCUGCUUAAUAUUAGCAAAUAAAAAUAGUGGUGUUAUGAUAAUGGAAGAAUUUGUAAUUGUAAAAGUAAUACAUUUAUUUCAACAAUAGGAAUUUCAUAAAUAUUUAUGUCUUUUCAGUUACAUCUUUCUGUUUUUCUGCAGCACCUCAUUAAUUACAGCAGAAUGGACCAAAUGUCUUACGGGAAAUGCUUUUACAAAACAUAAUUUUCUUUUCUUAGAAAAGAUAAAACAUGUUUCUGCAUGACAACAUUCAAACUUAAAACGUGAGCUAAUCCUCAUCAUCAGUCUUCAGCAAGAUCACUGUUCAAUUCCUUUGGGCUGUUCAUCAAGCUAGUUGAGCUGAUCAUUACUGAACAUCCAAAGGUUUCAGAUAUUUAGUCUGUCAGUAGAAUCAUCUUCAGAGUUUCACAGCAAUGCAAUGCUUUAUGGAUGUAAUUAUAAUUAUAUCUCAGCCUCACUUUAUCACACAAUUCUAUGCCAUGAUUGGUUGUCCUGAAGCCAAAGUUCAAUUGAAUUAUAUGUUAUUUGUAUUUGUUACAUUUCCUUUCGUUACAAGAAAAAAAACCUGUAGGAAUUCCGGCAAAUGAACUAAUGAAAAGAAAUGCUGCAUUGUUUUAACAUAUGUUCCCCUUUCUUGUGUAUUUGUUUGACAUCCUAUGUGUGUUUUAGUGUUUGAGUAUUUCUAUAGUGCAGUUGUGUCAGCGUUUCUGUUUUAUUUAUUAUGUGAUCGACAUAUAAAGUAAAAGAGAAAGUCCUGACUUGGCCAAAUAUCCAGUUGUUGAUUUAAACACACUUCAAUGUGGAGGAGAAUCUCAGUAGACACUUUAAACUCAGCAGCGCUGAUAUAUUUCUCUUGCGAGUGAAAAAGCCUCCUGUGCUGGUAGCUCGGGUAACCCUUAAGGAAUGCAGAAGAUGAUGCCAGAAUUAUUUUAGGCUGAGAUUCAGAUGUUAAAAUAGCAAAAAAGGUUGCAGGGUAGAUUGCCACGGAGAACGUAGACGGUUGUGCUGUCGACCUACAUGUAGCUCUUUUGCAGAGAGACCUUGAAAAACAACGUUCCCAGCCAAGGCAAGUGCUAACUAUUGUUUUUGUGUUAGAAAUGUUUAUUUUAUUUUCUUUACACUGUACAGUGUGUGGAUUUACAGUACUGUACACCUCUGUUUUGCAUACAGUCAACGUAUUCAUGAAGCGCUUCAUACAAAUAAACGAGGAUGUUCUGUGAUGAC